Coffea eugenioides is the source of this 2596-nucleotide messenger RNA. Its product is annotated as pentatricopeptide repeat-containing protein At2g06000-like. The coding region runs from base 273 to 1925 and encodes 550 amino acids. The record is from RefSeq and is a predicted model, not a curated record. Gene Ontology annotation, molecular function: protein binding. NCBI's taxonomy places the organism in Eukaryota, Viridiplantae, Streptophyta, Magnoliopsida, Gentianales, Rubiaceae. The transcript has 3 exons.
GGAGACUGCGUCUGGGAUGUCUUCUCCUCUUUCUUGCUCCCCAACCCUAACAAUACAUCUCACUGUUCUUCUUCCUCUAACUGCCUUCUCCACUUUCAUGUCUGUAUAUCAGUUGACCCCACCUUCGUUUCCUAAAUCUCUCACUUCUUAAACCCUAAACCCCCUUCCCUGAUAUUACAAACUAUGGCCUAAAAAACUCUGGUGUUCCACAAAAAAAAUAUAAUAUCAAGUUUACGACAAACCCCAUUUGCAGUGGCCCAUCUCUUGGAAUAAUGCCCUUGUGGAUCCAAAGGGCGUCCAAAAAAAUUGCCUUGAAAUCCAUUACUCGUUGUUUUCAUGGUACCCCUGCACAAUUCGAAUCGCACCUUCCCAAAGCUGAAACUAUUUGGUUCAUCAAAGUAGUAUGUACUCUAUCUGUUUGUGAAAAGUUAUCUGUUUUCAGCUCAGAUUAUUUUCGGGAGCAUUUGAAUCCGUCCAUUGCUUUCUUUGUUAUUCAACACAUUAAUAACCAUUUCAGCAACCCCAGAUUAGCAUUUGAAUUUUUCCAAUUCACACGGCUGAAUUUGAGUCUCGUUCAUUCCGUUUCAACUUUUAAUUUGCUUUUGAUGUCACUUUGUCAAAUUGGCUUUUUUGAUUUGACUCAAUUAAUGCUUGACUAUACUAUUACUGAUGGACUCUUACUUGACGGUUCAGUAGUAGAAUUUCUGGUAUCUUGUUUUGCGAAUGCAGGCAAGUUUAGGAUCGGUAAAGAAGUUUUGAUUUCUCAGGCUAAUUUAAGCAGUGAGAAAGAAGAGGUUGUUAGUUCUUUUGCACAUAACAUUCUUUUAAGUAUGCUAGUGAAGCGAAAUAGAGUAGAUGAAGCUGUUCGAUUUUUUCAAGAUCAUAUUCUUAUAUUAAGGGGCUUUUGUCCAGAUACUUGUAGCUUUAAUAUUGUGAUUCGAGGAUUGUGUAAGGGAGGCCAAGUUGAUAAGGCCUUUCAGUUAUUCUACGAUAUGGGAAGUUUUGGUUGUUCGCCUGAUAUGAUAACAUACAAUUCGCUUAUAAACGGGUUGUGCACGGUUGGUAAUUUGGAUAGAGCAUUAUGCUUACUGAGAGAUAUCCAAUCGCAAGUUGGGAUUGCACCUGACGUCGUGACAUAUACUUCGAUUAUUUCUGGUUUAUGCAAGUCAGGAAAGAUGGAGGAGGCUGCUAGUCUUCUGGAUGAGAUGGUGCAAUGUGGGAUAAGACCGAAUUUAAUUACUUUUAAUGUUCUUAUUGAUGGAUUUGGCAAGUCAGGUGAGAUGGUUUUGGCAUUUAAGAUGCUUGACAAGAUGCAUACCCUCAAUUGUGAACCUGAUGUAGUUACUUUCACAUCUCUCAUCAGUGGUCAUUGUCAGAUUGGAGAGCUAGACCAGGGCUUGAAGCUUUGGGAUGAAAUGAAUUCAAAAAGGUUGUUUCCCAAUGUAUAUACUUUCUCUGUUGUUAUCAGUGCUCUAUGCAAGGAGAAUAGAUUAAAUGAGGCUCGUGAUCUGUUAAGGCAGUUAUUUUGGAGAGAUGAUAUUGUCCCCAAAGCUUUCAUUUACAACCCUGUGAUUGAUGGUUUUUGCAAGGCGGGUAAUGUUGAUGAGGCAAAUUCAAUUGUUGCAGAAAUGGAGACAAAACAAUGUGUUCCAGAUAAAUACACAUUUACCAUUCUCAUUUUAGGGCAUUGUAUGAAAGGAAGAAUGUAUGAAGCUAUUAACAUCUUCAAUAAGAUGUUAAUCGUAGGUGGCACUCCUGAUCAGAUCACUGUAAACUCUUUGGUAUCUUGCCUUCUGAAGGCAGGGAUGGUGACUGAGGCUUACAGGAUAAAGAAAGCUGCAUCUGAGCAAUUGCAGUCAGGAUUUACAUCUUCCAAGCAGCCUGAGCCUAUCAGGGAAAAUAUGGGUAUCCCAGUGGCUUUAUAAGUGAAGUUUGUUACAAUGGCCUGCUUCUGCCCUUGGAAGCUGUUUGGCUGCCUAUAUUUUUCAUUGUCCAUCAUGCUUCAAUCUUCAGGAAUAUAGUUUCAGAAUCCUAGAGUGAUAAAUCAGCUGGGGUCAUCAUCUUGAAGAAUGGGUAGGGGCAUGGACAAGAAUGGCAUUAGCCCGAUAUACAGCUAUUCUGAUAGCCUUGUUGACCUGUGAAGUUUAAUUCUGGAAGGCUGUUUCCUGAAGGUAAGAACAGAUUUCAGUUGCUUCCUUCUGCGGUAGUCAAGGGUCCCUGGUCGGGUAAGCGUGCCAAUUUUGAGGCAGAAAUUGCAAUUUCGUCAAAAACAUUUGUUGGACCGAGGAUGGUCGACGUCAAUGAUGUGGUUUGAUACGUCUGCUAAAGAAAACUCAAGCUUUGGUCGGGUCUGGUCCAAAGGGCCAAAAAAUAUGGCCAGAACUGUUAAGCUGGCACCGGUUGGUUUGGUCAAUCAUCCUCGAGCAUAUGAAAUUGUUCAACAUUGAUAAAAACCCCCAUAGCUGCACCUUCUGGUAGCUUCUAGUAAAGCACUUGCUUCUGAUAUUUCUGUUCUUCUUGUUCAUUGAGCUCUCUAGUAGUUGUGGCCCGAUUGGACGUUGGUGGGGUGUGGAAGUAAUCUGAAGUGAUAACUAAA